Sphenostylis stenocarpa is the source of this 1173-nucleotide messenger RNA. The record is from the annotation of a GenBank genome assembly. NCBI's taxonomy places the organism in Eukaryota, Viridiplantae, Streptophyta, Magnoliopsida, Fabales, Fabaceae.
AUGCCCCCACAGGCUAAUGAUUUGUACUCAAAAGGCAAGGGACAGCCACACAUAAGUUAUCUUGAAUCAGAAAAGAUGCUGCUAAGAAGCUCUUCAACGCCGGUUCUUGGAUCCCUUCUUGCUUCCUUCACAGAUAGUCCUAACAACAAUUUUCACUCAGAAACCAGCCAUGCACUUAAACACUUUCCACCAACCAGUGUCCCACCACAUUAUCACAAACUUUCUCUCCACCAAACUGGGUCCUUCACUCUCCCUUCCUUCUCAUGUGGUUCUUCUCCGGUCUCUCCCUCGAUUGGUGAGCUUGGAAGGCAAAACAAAGGCUUUAGAAGGGUUCAAUCAGAUGGGAACUUGCAAGACUUAGUCUACUCUUCUUGCAACAAUGAAGACAUGUUGGAUUUUUCAGAUCCUCCCAAGAGGUUUUCAGCGAGGAACAGGUGCUUGGUGCUGGAGACCAUUCCUUCCUUCUCUCUGGGCAAGCACAAUGGCUUGCUUGUAGAAGAGGAAGAUGAAGAAAUGGAAAGUGAGAGUGAAGAAGGGGAGGAGAAGAGAGGAGAGGGGUUCAGUGUGAUGAAUGGUAUAAUAUUGAGUGAAGCUGUGAAAGUGAAUGAUGGAGUUUGCAGGGUGAGUUUUAGUGAGCAGGAAGAGGUUGGCAGUGAAAAAGAAAUGUAUCUUGCAAAGGGGCUUGGGCUUGAGUGCUGUGGGGAUGGCAUAGGUGGCUGCGGAGGUGGUGGUGGUGGUAGUAGUGAUCAUAAUCCCUUGGGUUCUGGAGGGAAUGAUGGAGAUAGGCAUGAAGUGGAAGAAUAUUACAAGAAAAUGGUGAAAGAAAAUCCUGGGGAUCCAUUGUUUCUGAGGAAUUAUGCUAACUUCUUGUAUCAGUGCAAACAGGAUCGUAAAGGAGCGGAGGAGUACUAUUCCCGUGCCAUACUGGCAGACCCAAAUGAUGGAGAUGUUCUAUCACAGUAUGGGAAGCUAGUUUGGGAGGUACACCACGACCAAGAACGUGCCUCCAGCUAUUUUGAAAGAGCAGUCCAAGCCUCUCCUGAAGACAGCCAUGUACAUGCAGCAUAUGCUAGUUUCCUAUGGGACGCAGAGGAAGAGGAGGAUGGUAGCAAUGAACCGCAGUGUUUGCCGCCUCAUCCUCAUCAAGGAGCUAUGGCUACAGCAGGUGCUUGA